GAUUUGUGAUUUUGUAAUUUGUGUUGAGUCGGCAAAGGGGAGUUUCGUGUUGAUAAUUUCAAAUAUCAAUAUUACCGGCUACCGCAUUGGACUUACUAAAAAACUAACAAAAUGUCUCGACAAGUUUCACGGCUCGACGCCAAGAAAGUUAAUUCCGAGCUUCUAACGCUCACAUACGGCGCUCUGGUGUCUCAAAUGCUGAAAGAGACUGAGAAUCCUGAAGAUGUGAACAAGCAACUGGAAAGAAUCGGCUAUAAUAUGGGCGUGAGACUGAUUGAAGACUUCCUGGCUAGAACUACGUCGACUAGGUGCUUGGAAAUGAGGGAAACUGCUGAUAAGAUACAGCAGGCUUUUAGGCUAUACCUCAACAUGCAGCCAACAGUGACAAGCUGGAGCAGUUCCGGUGACGAGUUCUCUCUGGUCUGGGAUCAGUGUUCUCUCAGCGAGUGGGUGGAGAUGCCCAAUAAUGGCUUGAAGUACUGCGCGCUCAUACCGGGAGCCAUUAGAGGGGCGCUACAGAUGGUGCAGCUUGAAGUACAGUGCUGGUUUGUGCAGGACCAGCUGAAAGGCGAUCCAGUAACAGAACUUCGCGUAAAAUACAUCAAAAGACUGGAGGACGCAGUUCCCGCCGGCGAAGACUAGACUUAUUCCAAUGAUAAUUAUUAUUGUUUAAAUAUAUUUCUAUUAUUAUUUAUAGAUACCCUAAAAAUAUAAGUAUAUUAAUCUAUCCAAAA
Messenger RNA from Helicoverpa armigera (cotton bollworm), 734 nucleotides. It is a transcript of the gene Bet3, whose product is annotated as Blocked early in transport 3. Bases 112 to 642 code for a protein of 176 amino acids. Gene Ontology annotation, biological process: intra-Golgi vesicle-mediated transport; endoplasmic reticulum to Golgi vesicle-mediated transport. Gene Ontology annotation, cellular component: cytosol; TRAPP complex; cis-Golgi network membrane. Lineage: Eukaryota; Metazoa; Arthropoda; Insecta; Lepidoptera; Noctuidae. The transcript has 4 exons. The record is from RefSeq and is a predicted model, not a curated record.